UGGAUACCUCCAUACAUUCCAACCCAGAUACUUCCAUACAGGAUGGAAGAUUUCUCACGGUUCUCGGCAGAAAACGACGACAUUUCAUCUUCUCCUUCCUCGGAAUCAUCUUUGGAAUCAUCGCCAAGUACUCCUAGUACUCCUGGUAGCCGAUCAACAGAACCCCAAAAAAAGUCGGAUAUCGAAGAUUCACCGAAAAGUUCUAAACAGAAAAGUUCCGAGACAAUGUGGGGCUCAGGACAAACUGGGUUUGGUGGAGGCCAAUCCUACAACCAAGGACAAUCUGGAGGACAGUAUCAAGAGCUUGGUCAACCUCGAGGUCAAUUUUCAAAUCAAAGAGGACAGUUUCAAGAUCAAUUCUCCGGCCCAUCAGGAUUUCAACCAAACCCAGGAUUCGGUUUCUCUAGUUCAAAUUUAUCCCAUCGGCCCGGGUUCCAACAACCUUCAGGUUAUUUGGUGGAUUCUGGUUCAACAAGACCAGGGUUUUCCUUCCACCAAUUUAGCACACCAAUAACACAAGAUUAUGGACCACCAAAGAUCGAACCUGAAGAAGAUAAAGGGACUGUUUUCAAUUGUCCACCAAAUUCUGAGGAUCGACUCAGAACUGAAAGAGUAUACGAGGAACCAGCUCCUGGAGAAUUCACAAUUGAGAAAACAGAAGAAUCUGAACCUGGAUCCCCUUCUCAUAAUCCUACAAGAACGAAAAGAGUGAAGUUACGAGACAUGAUGUCACGUGUUGUUAAAUCUGCUCUCAGUAAUCAAGAGUUUGAAAGGGAAGCAGAUAGAUUCAAUCGGGAGCUGACUGUUAGUAUGGCUGGUCAAGAUGAAUUCAUCAAGACGGAAAAAUAAAUUCAAAAUUAUAAAAUCAAAACUUUCAGUACUUUUUUUAUGUUCAAUAUAUUAUAAGAGUAUAUUUCCAACCUUGUAUGAUGUAUAUAAAAUAUUUAUAUUUUUCACCUUGAUUAACAAUUGUUAAAUCUUCAAACUAAGAAUAAGAUUUAGAAAAAAGAGACACGAAGAGGUUCGCCAAACAGAUUUUUAAACAAAAACAAACCAACACAUAUUUUCUGACACUGACACUGAAUCUACAAUGAACUGAGCUAGGUGGUUUAAAAAUCAGAUGUUGCUUAUAUAUCUGGUUCAAAUGUUCUUUUCUUGUGAUAGCCUUAAACCAACCUAAUUUUAAUUAUUUUUAUUAUUGUCGUGAACUUUAGAAAACCAGUGAUUGACUUGAA
Molecule: messenger RNA, 1235 nt
Organism: Eurytemora carolleeae
Lineage: Eukaryota; Metazoa; Arthropoda; Copepoda; Calanoida; Temoridae
Exons: 9
Coding region: 43-849 (268 amino acids)
Source: RefSeq, a predicted model, not a curated record